Messenger RNA from Penicillium oxalicum, 978 nucleotides. RefSeq lists its product as uncharacterized. NCBI's taxonomy places the organism in Eukaryota, Fungi, Ascomycota, Eurotiomycetes, Eurotiales, Aspergillaceae. The coding region runs from base 1 to 978 and encodes 325 amino acids. The transcript is spliced from 2 exons. The record is from RefSeq and is a predicted model, not a curated record.
AUGCUACUGCCCCACGGUGCCCGGCGGGCCUUGGGCCAGCUCCGCCAGCCCACAGGGAAUGAGGACCAGGAGAAUACCUCCAAUGACGAGAGCUCGAAAUCAGAGAACCAGGAAUUCAAGCCAAAUACUUGGGACGUUCUUCAAGUUCGUGCUCUGUUGCAGUGGAGACUUGGUCUACCCGUUGAGAUUAUCGAUCAGAUCGUGGACACUGCCGAGUACUGGCCUUCGACGACGGUCCAAAUGAAAGUCCCCGAAGGCCGCUCAUAUCGACAUAUCAGCAAAGACCGAGACCAGGUCCUCGUGAAGACUGUACCGCUCUGCUUUGAUCGAAAGGUAUGUUGUUGUGGGGGUCUUUCCCUCCCCGCUGACGUCAGUGAGCAUACAUAUACACGUGCCAGGAGCUCAUUCUCGAUAUCUGCACACAUGAAGCAACUAGAAGAUGCGCCCGAUACUCCACGUCCGCUACCUUCUCGGUCUCACGUCCAUCCAUGUCGAAAGGUGGUGUUCCAUUUAUCGUCCCACGAUCAAGGGCCCGGGCGAAUUGCGCCCAACAUGUAUGAGCACUCCUGGACAUGGUUUGAUGUGGAAGUGAUCCGAGCAGCACAUACCAAGAAGAUGUAUGUCAACGGCGAGGAGCAAGAACUCCUACCACAUGAGUCCGGAGACAUUGUCACUCCCCGAGAGCCCGAUGACCCUCUCCUGUUGCCUGGGCCUGGUAAGCUUCAGAGUAAUGGUGCCCGGGUGGUGGAGAGGCAAGAUGUUGAAAUUGUCUGGCACUACCAAGACAACAUCUUGCCGGACUCGCCGGCAGCGCUAGAUAUCGAGAGGACAAAGGGUCGAGGUCGGGCGACCCUGGAUGGACGGUUCGUGCGUGAUUUGCAAGUGGGAGACUCAAUCGCCGUCUGGGCUCGAGCACGAUUCCCAGGCUGGUCGAAUCAUGUGUACCGUGCGUCGGUGACCGUGUACUGGGCGGUUUAA